GUGGUGCGUUACAUCUUUCUCAGUUGUAUGCCUGCUUCCUGACUUCAUUGCAUGAGAUGUCCACAAUCUCGAGAGAAAAUAUAUGCUCGAACUGUCUGAAACAAGCUGAUGUGCAUCUGAUAUGUGUUGAAUGUGAUUGCGUACAGCUAUGUAUUGCUUGCUACUGUUACGGUGCUGAGUCUGGAAUACACAAGAAAAAUCAUGGUUAUCGCGUUUCGAGACUAAAUUUACUGCCACACUCUAUUCUCGAGGGUUGGAAUUCUGAGGAGGAAUUGAAUCUUCUUGAAGCAUUGGAGCAGUAUGGAAUUGGAAAUUGGGAGGAUAUAGCUUUAAAAGUGGGAACUAAAAGCUCUGAAGAAUGCAUGUAUCAUUACUGUAAUCGCUAUUUGGGUGGAAUAUUUGGCCUGGAGUUGUUGAGUGAUAAUAAAUAUCCUUCUCGAAUUACAGAUCACACAAACCGCGUAGCGUUAUCUCCUAUGCAACCACCACACUCAUCAUUUAUUGAUAUUGAAGAUCAACAACUGUUGGGUUACAUGCCAAACCGUGGUGACUUUGAACGAGAUUAUGACAACGAUGCUGAGAGCAUACUAUGUAGAUUACAUCCCAGUUUUUCUCAUGAUGACCUAGAGGACGCUUUAAAAGUAGCACAAGUCAAUAUUUACAUGCAAAGGUUGCGUGAGCGUCAAAGGCGCAAAGAAAUUGCUUGUGAACAUGCUUUGAUUCCUCAUAUUCUAGCAUUUAUUCUAAACAAACGUGUAAAAAAACGUAUUCCUGUAGUAGAAAAACACAUUGGAAAAGAAUAUAAACCUGCCAGAAGUAAACAUCGCGGACGUCCACCAUCAAUGACAAAUAUAUCACACAACAAAUUAAAUAGUAAAAUAACACCCAUGAAAAAACUAUCUAACAUUAAUGAAUCUUUGAGUAAAAGUUCAUCUAAAAAGCCUUCUCCAAGUAGUUGGCUUGCUGCUCCAUUUAUUGUUCAGUCAUCUGAAUUGAUAAAAGGUGCACCAAUUGUAGUCAAUAUUUCAUCGAAUGUUGUAAAUAAUCAAGUGCUAACCGAUUCCAAAAGUAUAAAUCCAACUAAUAUCUACAAAGUUGAAUCAACAAACUCAUUGGAAGAUUUCAAUGGAUUUUAUUUAAAUGAAAAAUUAAAACCAUUUCUAAGAUAUUUCACUGGUAUACAAGGGAAACAUUUCAUGGAGAAUUUGUACAAAGAAGAAUUAAUUAAACAUGAAAUUAAAUAUUUACUUGAUUUACGAGCUAAAGGAAAAACACAAUUAAUGGGUAUAAAAAUCAAAUUCCCACCAUUGAAAAGUUCCAUAUAUCAUCAACAUCAAAUACAACGACAACAAAAUAUCUCUGGUCAAAGUACCGAACAACAAACACGUCAGUUACAUCACAACGUGAAGAAAAGACGUAAACAUCUAAAUACUCCAUGGUAUAUGAAAAUGCAACGUAAAGUUAAACAAUGUAAAUAAACGUUUUAUAAAAUGAAGAUGAUAAUCAUUCUCUCUAUCUCAUACUUUUUGUUUUGAUUUUACUGAGUAACUAUAACUAACUUUAUGUAUAUUUAUUAUGUAGAACCCAGAAGAGAUUCAAUAUUCAAUUUUUAUCUCAAUUCUAUGUCUAGUUGUAUACAAGAUUCAAUUGAUCUUUCUUCUUGCAUUUACUACUACAAUAUUAUAAUUCUGAUUAUCAUUAUUUUCUAUUUUGGGUUAUUUAAAGGCUAAAAAAAGAAAGAAAAUGUAUUUAUUGUACUGUUAUUAUUACUAUUAUUCCUAUCAAACUAUGUAUCUUCUGCAAUAAAAUUUACUUACC
Messenger RNA from Schistosoma margrebowiei, 1818 nucleotides. The record is from the annotation of a GenBank genome assembly. Lineage: Eukaryota; Metazoa; Platyhelminthes; Trematoda; Strigeidida; Schistosomatidae.